AUAAUUUCUGAACUCGAUUGCCCACAGUUCUUGGUCUCCACUCGUGCUUCCUUUACGUGCCUCAAACGAUGCCUGUAUAUACUCACUGGUGACGGGCCCCAUCAGCGUGGAUCACCUCUUGGCCAGUCAGGUAGUCCCUAUUAUGGCGCUGUCAAUGAGUCUGGAGUCUCCUUGGCAUCCACGUCCACUCCUACUACUACAACCACACUGCCUGUCGAGUUAUUCUAUCGACCCUGGUCGAACGCAUUGGGACAAUUCACUUUCUUGCGUGCUUGCCAGGCAUUUCCGGACGUUCUUUGUUUGGAUUAUUGGCCUUCACGGCGCACAGAUCAUUCUUUAUAUAAAAUCAGUGCAGAUCAGGAGCAGCCGCCUGCGCAGAUUUGGAAAAACUUGGACUAUCUUCAAGCUCUCAUUCACCUUUCUGACCGUGGAUUAUAUUCUGAAGUUAACGCCACGCUUAAGCAUGCCUUCAUUUUGUUCCCUGAUAUCUUCAGUUCUUCUCUCGUGGAACUGACUUUAUGUCCACAAUUUCCAAGUACCCAUACUGCACCAAUCAAUCUCAACGCCCUACACAAUUCAAUGUUGAAUCAGGUUAUCAAAUACUAUCUGGCGCCGCGAGUCAAUUCUCAACUUGUACUCUAUGCUCUCUGGAAUGGUGGGGGUCAGGUAUGA
Messenger RNA from Protopolystoma xenopodis, 672 nucleotides. Lineage: Eukaryota; Metazoa; Platyhelminthes; Monogenea; Polystomatidea; Polystomatidae. The record is from the annotation of a GenBank genome assembly.